This is a messenger RNA of Guillardia theta CCMP2712, 1494 nucleotides long. RefSeq lists its product as hypothetical. NCBI's taxonomy places the organism in Eukaryota, Cryptophyceae, Pyrenomonadales, Geminigeraceae. The record is from RefSeq and is a predicted model, not a curated record. Gene Ontology annotation, molecular function: AMP deaminase activity. The transcript has 26 exons. Gene Ontology annotation, biological process: AMP metabolic process; IMP salvage. Gene Ontology annotation, cellular component: cytosol. Bases 1 to 1494 code for a protein of 497 amino acids.
AUGUCAGUGCAGAGGCUCCUGCUGUUGGAAGCAAAAUUCAAGAUGCAUCUUCUGCUCAAUGAAGACAAGGAGAUCGCCAUCGCCAAGAUAAAUCCUCACAGGGACUUCUACAACGUGCGCAAGGUCGACACCCACAUCCAUCAUAGCGCGUCCAUGCACCAGAAGCACUUGCUCCGAUUCAUCAAGAGAAGCUUAAGAGAUCGAGUUGUCAUCUUCAGAGACGGGAAGGAAUUGACGCUACAAGAGGUUUUUGACUCCCUUAGGAUGACAGCAUACGACCUUUCUUUGGAUAUGUUGGAUGUUCACGCGGACAACAGCACGUUGCAUCGUUUUGACAGGUUCAAUCUCAAGUACAACCCUUGCGGCUCGUCCAGGUUGCGCGAAAUUUUCCUCAAAACAGACAACAUGAUCGAUGGUUUGUACUUAGCACAGAUAACCCAGGAGCUCUUUGCGGACUACCAGGAGUCGAAGUAUCAGAUGGCUGAAUUGCGAGUGUCGAUCUACGGACGAGACAAGGAGGAAUGGAACAAGCUCGCAAAGUGGAUAUGUGACAACAAUCUCUACUCUGACAACAACAGAUGGGUCAUCCAGAUUCCACGCCUUUAUCAUGUGCACAAGAGAACAACAUCUUCCAUUCGCGUCUUCUCUGAUAUGAUUCAAAACGUCUUUGAGCCUCUGUUCAAAGCCACAAUCUCCCCAGAGGAGUACCCGCAGCUCCAUUUAUUCCUGCAGCAAGUGGUCGCGUUUGAUAGCGUAGACGACGAGAGUCUUGGAGAGAGAAAGAUCUGGAAAGAUCCGCCAACGCCAGACACCUGGGACAGCGAAGACAACUUGCCAUACAGCUAUUACAUCUACAUGAUGUGGGCAAACAUCCACGUAUUGAACCAGUUCCGUAGAGAAAGAGGGUUCAGCACCUUCGCCCUCCGGCCUCAUUGCGGGGAGGCAGGAGAUUUGGACCAUGUUGUUGCAGCGUUCUUGCUCGCCGAUGGCAUCAACCAUGGCAUUACCAUGCGGCGAUCACCGUCCCUCCAGUAUCUCUUCUACCUCGAACAGAUCGGACUUGCCGUCUCGCCCAUGAGCAACAACGCUCUCUUCUUGCAGUACGAUCGGAAUCCUUUCGACAUUUACUUCAAGCGCGGGCUGAACGUCUCGUUAUCUACUGACGAUCCUCUUCAAUUUCACAUGACAAAGGAGCCGUUGCUAGAAGAGUACGGCAUGGCCAAACAGAUGUUUCGCUACUCCAAUGUGGACCUCUGCGAGAUUGCUCGAAACAGUGUCCUCCAGAGCGGCUUCGAGGACUGCGUCAAGUCCCAAUGGAUUGGAGCCAACUACUACCUCCCUGGCCCCAGCGGCAAUGAUAUCUCCAGGACCAACGUGCCAGAUUUGCGCCUGCACUUCAGGUGGGCGGAGACGAGCUUGGAGUGGAGGAGGCAGCUGAGAAAUGACAGGCAUAUGACCUUGGAGGAGGAGCAAUCCUAUGUGGCUGAAUGGUGA